AUGGCUGGUUCUUCAUCUUUCACCAACAAUCAUUUAGAGAAGCAUGACGUUUUUCUUAGUUUCAGAGGCGAGGAAACCCGCAAUGGUUUCACGAGCCAUCUCUAUGCAGCUUUGUGCCGUAAACAGAUUAAUACUUUCAUUGAUGACCAAAUUGUGAGAGGAGAUGACAUUUCAUCAUUUCUUUUGAAUACCAUCAAAGCAUCAAAGAUUUCAGUCAUCAUCUUCUCAAAAAAUUAUGCAUCUUCUAAAUGGUGCCUCCAAGAACUCGAACAAAUCCUUCACUGCAAGAAAAUAGAGGAGCAGAUUGUUAUACCAGUUUUCUAUCAUGUAGAUCCAUCAGAUGUAAGGAAUCAAAUUGGGAAGUUCGGAGAUGGAUUCGCUAAGCUUGAAAAAGGUACUAAGGAGAAGUUAGAGAUGCUGCAAAGAUGGAAGAUUGCUUUGAAUGAAGCAGCUAGUCUAGCUGGUUGGACUAUAAAUGGUCAAAAGUCUGAAUCUAAACUUGUAGAUGAGAUUUCAUGGGCUAUAUUGAAAAGACUAAAUAAAUUGUCUCCAAGUGAUUAUAAAGGUCUGGUUGGAGUAAAAUUUUCAAUAAACAAAAUAGAGUCUCUGUUGCACAAGGGAUCAAAUGGUGUUUCCAAAAUAGGAAUUUGGGGCAUAGGUGGUGUUGGCAAGACAACUAUUACUCGUGUUGUAUUCAAUAAAAUCUUGCAUGAUUUUGAAGGAUCCUAUUUUGCUGAAAAUAUUAGGGAAGAGUCGGAGAAAAAUAGUGGAUUAACUGACUUGCGAGAAAAACUUAUUUCCAUAAUAUUAGAGGAUAAAGAUCCCAAUAUAGGGCUCACCUUCCCAAGAAAAAGACUUGAAGAUAAGAAGGUUCUCAUCGUUUUUGAUGAUGUGACAUCUUUACAACAAAUAGAAAAUUUGAUUGGAAAUCUUAAUUGGUUGAGCUCGGAAAGUCAAAUUAUCAUAACAACAAGGGACAAACAAGUGUUGAGAAAUUGUGGAGUAGAUGAUGCUUAUAUAUACAAGGUUAAGGGAUUAAGAGAGAAGGAAGCUCAUAUACUUUUUAAUCAGUAUGCCUUUAAACAAGACUGUCCUAUUGAGGAUUACAUGGAGCUAUCGAACAAAGCAAUUUCAUAUACCAAAUGUCUUCCUCUGGCUCUUAAAGUGUUGGGUUCCUAUUUGUUUUCCCAUAACAAAGAAUUUUGGGAAAGUGCAAUAAAUAAACUAGAAAAAGGUCCUCCUUUGGAUAUUCAUAAGGUAUUAAGAGUUAGUUAUGAUGGACUUGAUAAAGAGGAGAAGGAUUUAUUAUUAGAUAUUGCAUGUUUUUUCAAAGGGGAAGAUAUAGAUCCAGUGAUAGAAGCCCUAAAUGCUUGUGACAUCUCUGCAAAACAAGGAAUACAAGUUCUUAUUGAUAAGUGUCUCGUGCUUGUUACAUACAACAAUAAAAUAACAAUGCAUGAUUUGCUUCAAGAAGUGGGAAAGAAAAUUGCUCGAGAUGAUGCUUGCAAAGACAUUCGAUUAUGGUAUCACAUGGAUAUCUUGAAAGUAUUUAAAAAUUAUAAGGGAUCUGAAGCAAUACGAAGCAUAAACUUGGACAUAUCUAAAAUAAGCAACACAGGCUUAAUUUUUCAUGUUUUGUCAAAGAUGGAUAACUUAAGAUUCUUCAGAGUAUACAACUCAGAACACCGAUUUAAUUAUCCAUUUUUAAGUUUAUACGACGGAUUUAACUUCCCAGGCGAAGAUGAUUAUGGUUUUGAAGAACCUGAAUCCUUUCCCAAUGACAUAACAUUAUUCUGUUGGAAUAAUUACCCAUUUAAAUCAUUGCCAUUAUUUUUUCCUUCAGUGAGUCUUGUUAAACUUGAGAUGCGUCACAACAAAGUUAAACAUUGGAAUGGUUUUCAGAAUGUCGUAAAUUUGAAAUAUGUUGAUCUUUGUUUCUCCCAACACAUGAAAGAGAUUCCAAAUCUCUCAAGAGCCUCAAAUAUGCAAGAAUUGAUUCUAAUAGGUUGUACGAGUUUGUUGGAGAUUGCUCCCUCAUCUAUUCAAAAUCUCAAUAAGCUUGUCAACUUGGAUGUAGGCUUUUGCACAAGGCUUAUUAGUCUACCAGAUUACAUUCAAUCAAAAUCUAUUACUCUCAGUGGUUGCUUUAAUCUCAAGAUAGCUCCAAAGAUCUCAUGUAAGGUGGAAAAAUUAAAAUUAACUGUAACUGCAAUAGACGAAUUACCCUUCAUCGAACAUCCAUUUAUACUAGUUGAGUUGACUCUUCAAAAUUGUCCAUUGCUUGACAGUCUCUCAAGUAGCAUUUUUAGGUUGAAAUCUCUCAAAAAGCUUAAUCUUCAAAGUUGCUCCAAAUUGUUAAGUUCAUCCAAUGGCAUUGUAGAUUUAGAAGCUUUGGAGAAUCUCUUUCUAGCUGCUACAAUCAUGAAAGAAAAUCUUGUUAAGUUGCAUAACACAUCUGACUGCUCAUCCUUGCAAUCAAUAUCAGAUCCAUCAUUUGUAUUGUUACCUGAUUGGAGAUCACGGGGAACAACUUUUGCCAAUUGUUUUAAAUUGGAUUUAUCUAAAAUUCUUCAUGAGCCACUAGAUUGGCAUAAUAAAAAUUUUCUAGGUUAUUUUACAUCUGCUGUUGUUUGUCCAGAAGCAAUAGUGUUCAGUAUUGAUCCAAAAGAAGAAGAAGAGUUCAAUAUUCUUCGAGAUUACAGUGUUACUUGUUACUCCUUAAGUGAAGAUGGUAAGAAGCAAAUUUAUAAAAGUUGCUUUGGACCUUGGAAAGAUGAUUAUUUUGUCUCCAGUCAGUUUUAUUCAGAUCAUGUAUUAUUCAAUUUUUAUUCUAUAACGGAUAACGCGUUUCAAAAGUGCGAUAGGGAAUAUCAUGAAAUUUCUUGUGAGAUGGAGUCAUUAGAUUGUAAAGUGCUCAUCAAAUUUCAUUCUAAAGAUACAAAGGUGAAAAAGAGUGGGAUCAAUUUCUUGUAUGUUGAAGAUUAUGGAGAACCAUUGGAAACAUCCAGAAGUAGUGUUGACAAUGCUAAAAAGAAAGGGAAAGAGAAAGAGAAAGAUGAACUACAAUGCAGUAAAUUGCAAAUUUCAAAGUCCUUUGAUGGUAUAUCUGGCUUAAGGUAA
Messenger RNA from Pistacia vera, 3120 nucleotides. Its product is annotated as disease resistance-like protein DSC1. The coding region runs from base 1 to 3120 and encodes 1039 amino acids. NCBI's taxonomy places the organism in Eukaryota, Viridiplantae, Streptophyta, Magnoliopsida, Sapindales, Anacardiaceae. Gene Ontology annotation, biological process: defense response; signal transduction. The record is from RefSeq and is a predicted model, not a curated record. The transcript is spliced from 6 exons. Gene Ontology annotation, molecular function: ADP binding.